AUGAAAAUUCUCCUUCUGCUUCUUGCCGUCUUUCUGGCAACUGAACCAGUGAUGUCAGGAAGACAUUCUCUCCUUCAGUGCAUGGGUGACAGAGGAGUCUGCAGAUCUUCCUGCAAAAAGGGUGAGCAGCCGUACUUCUACUGCAGAACUUCUCAGCCAUGCUGCCUCCAGUCCUACGUGAGGAUAAGCCUUACCAGCACAGAAGAAGACACCAACUGGUCUUAUGAGAAUCAAUGGCCCAAAAUACCUUGA
This is a messenger RNA of Nannospalax galili (Upper Galilee mountains blind mole rat), 252 nucleotides long. RefSeq names its product beta-defensin 19-like. Gene Ontology annotation, molecular function: lipopolysaccharide binding. The transcript is spliced from 2 exons. NCBI's taxonomy places the organism in Eukaryota, Metazoa, Chordata, Mammalia, Rodentia, Spalacidae. Bases 1 to 252 code for a protein of 83 amino acids. Gene Ontology annotation, biological process: defense response to Gram-negative bacterium; defense response to Gram-positive bacterium; antifungal innate immune response. The record is from RefSeq and is a predicted model, not a curated record.